UCUUAUUCAUCGUAAGAAAUUUCGAAUAUUAGUGUGAUUUAAAAGACUCGCUGAUAUGCGAUGAAAACAAGAAAGAAGAAAAUAAGGGUAAAUAAAUUUGGUUCAAGGAAAAAUUGAGCGGUCGAAAUUACACCAGGGGCUCAAGAAACUCGCGUUGCGACCCUGCCAAGCUCUUGUUGCUAUGGUACAGCUGGCGCAUUGGUCCUCGACUGCGAUGACAUACGUAUACACGUAUACAUUGGUAUACGGAGGUGUGUGUCUCAGACGACAGUAGCAUGAAAAUGGUGGUGUAAAAUGACUGGACGACGGGCAGUGUUGACGAACUCUGAGCCCUUGCCAGGAAAUGGGGGUGCUGAUCCAUUUCGCGAACUUUUCGAAGCGUGUAAAACCGGGGACUUGGUAAGGGUGAAACAAAUCGUAACCCCGCAAACGGUUAACGCGCGUGAUACCGCCGGACGAAAAUCUACCCCCCUGCACUUCGCAGCUGGAUAUGGUAGGAGAGACGUGGUGGAAUUUUUACUUUCGGCUGGAGCCUCUAUACAAGCCCGCGACGACGGAGGCCUCCAUCCUCUCCACAACGCGUGUUCAUUUGGUCAUUUUGACGUUGUGCGAUUGCUUUUGGAAGCAGGAGCUAAUCCUAAUACCAGAGAUAACUGGAAUUACACGCCAUUGCACGAGGCUGCUAUCAAGGGUAAAAUAGAUGUCUGUAUUGCUCUCCUCCAACAUGGAGCUGACGCCAAUAUUCGAAACACCGAAGGAAAAAUAGCACUCGAAUUAGCUGACCCAGCAACAAAGCCGGUUCUUACGGGAGAAUAUAGGAAAGAUGAACUGCUAGAAGCAGCUAGAUCAGGCAAUGAGGAGAGAUUAUUGCAAUUAUUGAAUCCGUUGAAUGUUAAUUGCCACGCUAGUGACGGAAGACGAUCCACUCCGCUGCACUUAGCUGCCGGUUACAACAGAUCGCGGGUUGUACAAAUAUUGUUACAAAACGGAGCAGAUGUCCAUGCCAAGGACAAAGGGUAUGCAGGAUUUGGGGGGUUGGUGCCACUGCAUAACGCUUGUUCCUAUGGUCACUUUGAAGUGACGGAAGCCCUUCUGAAACACGGAGCUGCUGUUAACGCAAGUGAUCUCUGGGCCUUCACCCCGCUUCACGAAGCUGCUAGUAAAUCUAGAGCUGAAGUGUGCUCGCUGCUGCUGAGCGAAGGCGCAGAUCCGACUCAGCUCAAUUGCCACAGUAAAAGUGCCAUUGACGUGGCACCUACGCUGGAAUUACAAGAAAGACUGGCAUAUGAAUUCAAAGGACACUGUCUUCUAGAUGCCUGCAGACAGGCAGAUGCAACGAAAUUGAAAAAGUAUCUGUCUCAGGAUGUUGUUAAUUUUAAGCAUCCCUACACUGGCGAUACUCCUCUGCAUAGCGCAGUGGCAUCACCCUAUCCGAAACGGAAACAAGUUAUAGAAACUUUGAUAAGAAAAAACGCAGCUCUGAAUGAAAAAAAUAAAGACUUUCUUACACCUCUUCAUAUAGCUACCGAUCAUUCCCACUACGACGCAAUGGAUGUCUUACUACGACACAAUGCCAAAGUUAACGCCUUAGAUGGACUAGGACAGACGGCUUUGCACAGGUGCGCCAGAGAGGACAACGUUCAGGCAUGUAGGAUACUUCUUUCCUAUAACGUUGAUCCUUCGAUAGUCUCGUUGCAAGGAUAUACAGCAAGUCAAGUUGCUACGGAGAAUGUCAUAAAAAUAUUACAAGAUCCGCCCAGUGGAACGGAGGACAUCGAAGCACAGCUUCUUGAAGCAAGCAAGGCUGGGGAUUUGACCGCAGUGGAAAGAAUUCUUCAAGCUAGCCCACAUGCAGUCAACUGCCGAGAUUUAGAUGGGAGACAUUCUACACCUCUGCAUUUUGCUGCAGGGUACAACAGGGUCCCUGUUGUGGAAUAUCUCUUAGCACACGCUGCUGAUGUUCACGCUAAGGAUAAAGGUGGUUUGGUUCCUCUGCACAAUGCCUGUUCUUAUGGACAUUACGAAGUGACGGAAUUACUCGUGAAACAUGGGGCUUCUGUAAACGUGGCGGAUCUCUGGAAAUUUACCCCCCUACACGAAGCAGCAGCUAAAGGUAAAUGCGAGAUAGUACGUCUGCUGCUCAGACAUGGUGCAGAUGCAACAAAAAAGAACAGAGAUGGAGCUACGCCCCUGGAUUUAGUGAGAGAAGGCGAUCAAGAUGUUGCUGAUUUAUUACGAGGAAACAGCGCGCUUUUAGAAGCUGCCAAGAAAGGGAACUUGGCCAGGGUACAAAGGCUUGUUACUCAAGAUAAUAUCAAUUGCAGAGACGCUCAGGGCAGAAAUAGCACGCCUCUACACCUAGCCGCUGGUUACAAUAACUUGGAAGUGGCUGAAUUCCUCUUGGAACGCGGAGCAGACGUCAAUGCACAGGAUAAGGGUGGUCUCAUACCGCUGCAUAAUGCCUCGAGUUACGGUCACUUGGACAUAGCUGCCCUACUGAUAAAAUAUAACACAGUAGUGAACGCCACAGACAAAUGGGGCUUCACUCCGUUACACGAGGCUGCACAGAAAGGUAGAACGCAACUUUGCGCUCUACUAUUAGCACACGGCGCCGAUCCUUUCUUAAAGAAUCAAGAAGGACAGAGUCCUGUCGAUUUAGCGAGUGCUGACGAUGUCAAGUGCUUAUUGCAAGAUGCAAUGGCCUCGCAACAGGUCGUACCCUUGGUACCCCCUAGUCGACCUCCUAGUAUAAUUGCUGUUCCAGUCACUCCUCCACCGUCGCUAACUCAGGAAACUGUGAUAAUGCCAUCCGGUGCGGCAAUGACACUCUGCGUACCCUUGGCGCGACCGACUUCUUGCCUAAGUCCGAUGCCGUCGAUUGAGUCGUGCUCAGAGAGAGAAGUGAAAGAAAUUUGCGAGGAUCGUAACAGCAACGGGAUCACGUCCGUUUCUGGAUUCCUGCAAAGUCUGAGUCUCGAACAUCUGCUCGAAUUGUUUGAAAGAGAACAAAUCACACUGGAUAUAUUGGCAGAAAUGGGACACGAAGACUUGAAGCAAGUAGGCGUCUCAGCUUAUGGCUACAGGCACAAACUAAUCAAGGGAAUGGAUAAACUGCUGACUUCUAGUGCCGGCGGCUCCAUUUGGCAGCCAUCCAUAAACCCUGGAACCUUACUGGUGGACUUAUUAACUGAGGACAAAGAGUUUUUGGCUGUUGAAGAGGAAAUGCAGAGUACCAUACGCGAACACAGGGACAACGGUCAUUCGGGAGGUGUAUUUUCUCGAUACAACAUCGUCAGAAUACAAAAAGUCCAAAACCGUAAACUCUGGGAGCGUUACGCUCACCGUAGACAAGAAGUUGCUGAGGAAGUUGGGGCAGCGCCCGCUUCCCCCAGUGCUACUCCCAGAGCUACGCCUAGUCCUGCUGCACCUCAAGCAAAUGAAAGAAUGUUGUUUCAUGGGAGUCCUUUCAUCAACGCAAUCGUUCAAAAAGGGUUUGACGAACGGCACGCUUACAUCGGCGGGAUGUUUGGCGCAGGGAUUUACUUUGCCGAACACAGUAGUAAAAGUAAUCAAUAUGUUUAUGGGAUUUGUGGCGGUACUGGAUGCCCUGCACAUAAGGAUAGGAGUUGCUAUAUAUGCCACAGACAUCUUCUUCUAUGCCGAGUUACGUUGGGUAAAUCGUUCCUACAAUUUUCAGCCAUGAAAAUGGCCCACGCUCCCCCUGGGCAUCACAGCGUGGUAGGAAGACCCUCGCAAGGUGGUCUUGUCUUCCCGGAAUAUGUAGUAUAUAGAGGUGAACAGGCUUAUCCCGAGUACCUGAUAACUUAUCAGAUUGUCAGGCCUCAACAGGAGGCGGGUGGCGGGGAAGGUAGUGAGGAACGGUGAUCAGAAGAGGUGAGCCCUGCAGCCAGACUUUGUUGCCUCUGUUGCUGUCAGAGGCCUAGAACAUGCGGUGUGUUGUCUUAGGUUGUGUCCGAACUUUUAUUUUAUCGACAUUACAUUUUUUUCAUUAUAGUUUAUAUUAUACCCUAUAUUAUAAGGAUUGAUUGAUUAAUUGAUGGGAAAGAAUCUGGUGUCAAUGAAUUAACAGCGAAGCUUAAUCAUUUUACAUUCUUGUUUGUAAUGGGUUUAGAAUUUAUUGGUUCUCAGUACAGGUUAGAUCAGUAAUUUUCACAAGAAGAGAAAGGGAAGUGAGAAAAAAAAUAGACAUGCAACAGUAUUACGAACGUUUCGUUUUUUCAUUCGUUUUUUCAUUCGUUUUUCUAUACAAACCUGUGGUUUUUGCUCUUUCUGUUAACGUAGUAUUUAUUUGUAUUAUUAUUAUUGUUUAGUAUUGAUUGGUCUUGAUCGAUCGGUGGAUUGAAUAUUCUCACUUCAAAGGAGACUUGACUAAUUUUUAUUAUUACAUUAUUUUAGAACAAUUUUUUACGACAGAAUGUAUGCAUUUAAAGUUAUUGAAUCAAUUUUUACUUUAUUUUUGUAGAAAUUUAUUUGGAUUAUCAAUCAUUUUAUAGGUCGUCAUCCAUGGCUGCGUAAAUAGGUAUAUUAUUCGUUCAUACAUAUAUGUGCAUGAAAUAAAAUGUAGGCAUGAUCUAUUCGGGGACACACACCUUACCGAAUGCGUGUGUAAAUGUGAAGAGAAGUAAAUGAAUUUUAUACAUUUUUCAGGGAUAGACGCUAUUCUUGGAGUAAUGAAAAAUGUAGCCACAAAUUAAACUGAUCUCAAUAGAUCUUUGAAUUUUAGUUAGAUCCGGUAUAAAUCAAUUGAUUCGUAUAGUCUAUAUACCUUGAGUUAUACUGUCACAAAGACAUUAAAAUAAUUGAAAUAAAUGAAGUAUAGUGAUUGUACGUUUU
Molecule: messenger RNA, 4854 nt
Organism: Neodiprion virginianus
Lineage: Eukaryota; Metazoa; Arthropoda; Insecta; Hymenoptera; Diprionidae
Gene: Tnks
Product: poly [ADP-ribose] polymerase tankyrase
Exons: 12
Coding region: 295-3885 (1196 amino acids)
Molecular function (GO): NAD+ poly-ADP-ribosyltransferase activity; protein binding
Source: RefSeq, a predicted model, not a curated record